GUCAGCCAACAGCUCUCCCCCUCAGCUCCCCGUUUUCCCUCGUUCCCUCGGUUCUUUGACCGGGACAGACAGAGGCAGCAGCGGGCGGAGGUGAGGCUCUCAGCGGCCAGGUGUGUCCUCUGCUCGGGCUGCUGCUGCAGGAGGAGAGACGUGACGGGAAUCAGAGGAUCGAUGCUCUGAGGUGCAUCACCAUGAUGAUGAGCUCGUCAGAGAAGAUGAAGAAGAAGCCGGUGAAAGACAGCCUGACGCUGCUGCCAUGUUUCUACUUUGUGGAGCUGCCCAUCGUGGCUUCUUCUAUGGUGUCUCUGUACUUCCUGGAGCUGACAGACGUGGUGCAGCCGGCUCAGGUUGGUUUCCGCUGCCACGACAGAGAGCUCAGCAUGCCGUACAUAGACGGAGGAGACGAGCUCAUCCCUCUGCUGAUGCUGCUGAGCCUUGCCUUCGCUGGACCAGCCGCCUCGAUCAUGGUGGUUGAAGGUCUGGUGUACUGCCUCCAGUCCAGACUGAAGCUCCGCAGAGCAGAAGGAAGCAUCAACGCCGGAGGCUGCAACUUUAACUCCUUCCUGAGGAGGACGGUCCGUUUCGUAGGUGUGCAUGUGUUUGGCCUGUGUGCGACAGCGCUGGUCACUGACAUCAUCCAGCUGUCGACAGGAUACCACGCCCCCUUCUUCCUGACUGUCUGUAAACCGAACUACACGCUGGCUGGAGUGGCGUGUGACAGUAAUGCUUACAUCACAAAAGACAUCUGCUCAGGUCAUGACCAGCACGCCAUCAUGGCGGCCAGGAAAACUUUUCCUUCCCAGCAUGCAACGCUGUCGGCCUUCGCUGCUGUUUAUGUGUCUAUGUAUUUUAACUCAACCAUCUCCGAUAGCACCAAGCUCCUCAAACCCGUCCUGGUGUUUGCAUUUGCGAUUGCAGCGGCGUUGACGGGUCUAACUCAGAUCACACAGCACCGCAGUCACCCUAUCGACGUGUACGUGGGCUUCCUCAUCGGAGCCUUCAUCGCCGCUUACCUGGCGUAUCAUGCUGUUGCCAACUUCAAGUCCUCUGAUGACAUUCCUGUAGCCCCGCCUCCCCCACCACCAAAGGAGGACCCUCUGCGGGCGCUUACAGAGCGCGGACAUGAUUCCGUCUACAACAAAGGCCCCGCCUCUGCCUCUGAGAGUAAUGAUGAGAUUGCAGCCGCUCCGGCCCCUCUAGACCGCCUGGAGGGCCUGGGCCCCCUAGGGCCCCUGCAAAGGGAGAAGGACUCCAUGGGAAGCCUGAAGAGAGCUAGUGUGGACGUGGAGCUGUUAGCCCCCCGGAGCCCCAUGGGAAAAGAGACCAUGCUGACCUUUAGCAACACUCUGCCCAGAGCUAGCAUAAAUGCUAAUGGUGUGCUUGGGGCCAACCCAGGGCCUGAGGAAUCCCUGCAGCCAGUGCAGCCUGUGCAGCCAGUUCAACCUGUACAGCCAGUGCAGCGGCGUCUGAAGGCGGUGCAGGUUCCUGUGGACCCGAUGCGGUCCCAGCAGCUGGUGUCAGAGUGGAAGCAGAAAUCGAUGGAGAUGCGGGGUAUGAGCGUCCGUGACGAGGCGGAGCGUGAGGCCAGUGAGGACGGCUCCGAGGUCGGCUCUGUGGGGACGGAUGAGGGCGGGUCACAGGGCCAUGUCUACCAGCACCCGCUGCAGUCUGGGAGGGCGCCUUCUAGUCGAAACCCCACCCCACCACCAGGAGGCGCCAAAGCUGUGGCCACUCCCAGACCGCCACAGAUCCCUGAGGCAGGACCACCACCAGUUUCCCCGAAGAGCGCCUUGACCCGUGCCAAGUGGCUUGCCAUCCGAGAGAAGACCACUGGGGAGGGGUCAGCCCGGAGCUCAGCCAAUCAGCCGCGCCUCAUGCAGGUGAUCGCCAUGUCCAAGCAGCAGGGACUCCUCCCAUCGUCCUCCUCCGGGGAUAAAUCCUCCGAGACCACCUCCACUUGCUCAGGUUCCUCCACCACUGACUCCCCCCACUAUCGCCCCCCCUCUGAACCACGGGAGGGGUCUGGUAUUAUCACAGUGGAUGCUCACGCUCCUCACCAUCCUGUUGUCCAAGUCCCAACCCCUCCUCAAGCCCCGCCCCUUGCAGGUAAUGGUAAUCCUUGGGAAUGGGCGGGACCACCCAAUGGGGGCGACCCACGAGACACGUAUGACCUCAACAGUAUGACUCGGGGAGACUCAUCUGCACGGGGCAGCAGCUUCAGACCUCACAGAUCUGCCUCGCCACGCGCUGCCAUCGACCCUGAGCAGGCCCCGCCCCCUUCUCACACCCUGGUGGAUGGGGACGCUCAGCGCAGGGAAAUGGCCAUGAGACGCAAGACAGCGCUGGUCCUUUUGGACCGGGAAAUCCGCAACCAGAGUGAGCAGGAGAACUAUUACAAGAGUCUGCAGACACGCAGGUACAAGGACUAGUCUCUUACCUUUCAAAAUAAAAGCCUUAUUUUUAAACUGCUCAUUCAAAGCACAGAGGAGGUGUUGACAUGCUUCCUAUGGCUUCACCUGAAGGACAGGCAGAACUUUAAGUUUCCAUCGUGGGGGUCAGACUACAGAUCAUCUAUGGAACAUUUUCUUCUUAAAGUAAAUAUAAUAAAUGAUACACUGCAGACAGCCACUAGAGGGCGACAACACAAAAAACACAGCCAGUGGAGGACAACACACUGAACAAAACCAUGGGGCAACAACCCAUUGCAUAAAAUGGAGCCAUACACCAUUCACAACCACCACAGAGCAAAGAAUCCAUAGCAAAGAGCCACUAGAGGGCAGCAACACACCACACAUAAUAACCAGAGGAUAAAAAUACACAGCUAGUAUCACCACAGGGCAGGAAUACACAGCUAGAACAACACAGGCUACCACCAAGGGCAACACAGACUGUAAUCAGUAACAAUUUACAGAAUAAAGCCAUCAACAGAGGGCAACAAUAAACCUCAAAUUAGCACCUCAGACAGCAAGCAGAUGGUAAAAAUAACCCUCACAUAAGCACCAGAGGGCAACAACAUACCGUAGACAGCCAGUAGAUGAUGGCAACACACGGCACAGAGAUACUAAUGGGCAACCAUACACCUUAAUAACCAUCAUAGGACAACAGCAUACUGCACAGAGAUACAAGAGGGCAACAACACACCAUUGAUGGCCACCGUGGGAUGACAAUACACCCCACCAUGGUAUCAAUGGGCAAAAUCAAAAGCACAGGGCUACCAGUGGGAUAGCAUACACAGUUAAGAUAUUGCAAUAGGAAACCAUACACCGCCAAGGGUUACCAAUAGGCAACAUUAAACCGCAUGAAGGGGUAACCACACACAGCAAGCAUAGGCUACAUUGGAAGUUCUACAAAACUGUACACAGAGCUGAGCUACCAUUGGGCAUAAAUUUGUUGCAAUGAUCAUAAAACUGCCACAUCACACAUAUGAACAGAGCCAUCAGUGGACAACAGUACAUGCGCACAGAUUCAAAAUAGGGCAAGUACACCAUGGAUUGCAAGAACGCAUUGCACUGGAAAGACUUUAAGCAACAAGGCACGGUAAUGAGCUGUCAAUUGCACACUCUUGCACUGCACAGUUACCAGUUGGCAACCACACACCGCACAGUGCUACCAAUGGACAACAAGUCACCACACUGAUCUAUGUGUUACAAAGUAUGACACAUAUGGGCAUCGAUACACUAUAAAUGGGCUAUAAUUCACCACACAUGACCACCAGAGAAUGACUCGUGUGUUGAUAUCCAAUCAUUACCUCCAUCAGACUUCCAACCUCAGUGUGGGGCCAGCCAGCAGGAUGAAGGACAUUAUCCAUGGUAACUCAUCAUGUGACUGAGCAGAGACUCUGAAGCACAAACAUCCAACAUGCCUGAAAAAUGCAGUAAAGCUCCACCCUUUCCACCAAACAACGAAUUAGAGACUUUCUGCCACAGGCUCGGCUUCCUCUGACACCCUGUCCUAACAGCAUCAUAGCUAACAGCUUUAUUGUAGCUUCAGAAACUGUGAUGCAUUACGCAGCGCGGCACACUCACUGUCUGUCUCUGCCCUGUUAAUUUCAGGCUCCAUUUGUAAAUAGUAUGACAUCUAGCACUUUUAUUUUGAAUGCAGACAGACAGAAGUGAUGAUGGAUGUGGAUAUCUUUAAUGCACAACUUUCUCCAGUUUCUAAAAUGAGUUAACAGCUCUGUUGUCUGGAGAAAGUGAAUAAAAAUCAACAAAACAUUCCUGCCAAGCACUCCUGAUGCAUAGUCAUCCUCCUGUUUCCUCGUUCCUCUAUCUCAAGAGAGAGGAAAAUAGAAAUAAAGCUAAAUGGUGUGCAUACCGAUGCUUCUUGCGUCUGCCAUCAGGUUUCUACUGAUUUUAUCGCUGGAACUUGCCUACAUCACGCCCCAUUAGGACAGACUGUAAGAGGGUGGAGCCUGAGGUAGCGUUUCUGUGUGGAGAAGGCAUGCGGACAUAGUGGCGGCCAUGUUGGAGCUGACACUGGUUGUAUAUUUCCUGGAUGAGUGUCAUUGCCUUUGUUGUGAUGGUUUGGUUGCCAUAGUGACUCUCAGCAUGUUUGUUCGGUGUGCUGCGCUCUGAUUGGCUGAUGUUGUUUGUCCGUGUGUGUGAGUAUAAGUUUGAAAGUGUGUGUGUUUGUGUGUGUGUGUUUAUGAAGAAUGAACCAACAUGAGAAAUUUACAAAGAUGUUUUAAAUAUAAAGAUGCACACUCUGAUUUUAUUUCAGGUUCAAAAAUCAAGAACAGCUGAUCUAAGGGGAGACUUUCAAGAUCUUUGUGUUUCAUUAUUCAUCAUCUUUAUGAUUUAUCAGCAUUUUUAUUUAUUAAAACCUUCUCAUGAGGAAUUUUAGUUAUUUUAGUUUAUGAGAAACAUUUCUUGUAGAUAACACUGUAUUGCCAAAAGUAUUUACUCCCCUAUCCAAAUAAUGUAAAUCAGGAGUUCCAAACACUUCCAUGGCCACAGGUGUAUAAAAUCAAGCACCUAGGC
Messenger RNA from Cheilinus undulatus (humphead wrasse), 4979 nucleotides. RefSeq names its product phospholipid phosphatase related 3b (gene plppr3b). Gene Ontology annotation, biological process: phospholipid dephosphorylation; signal transduction; phospholipid metabolic process. Gene Ontology annotation, molecular function: phosphatidate phosphatase activity. Lineage: Eukaryota; Metazoa; Chordata; Actinopteri; Labriformes; Labridae. The record is from RefSeq and is a predicted model, not a curated record. The transcript is spliced from 8 exons. Bases 192 to 2429 code for a protein of 745 amino acids.